UUGGCAUCCAUCUCCACUGCAAAAGAAAGAAAGAAAGAAAGAAACACAUGUCAAACCUUUGAACUGAACUGUCCCCAAGUUAUUCUCCGAGUCUUCAAUAUGCGAACUCGAGCCUCCGCUCCCCCAUCGGAACCUCUAGAAUCCUCCAAACCGACCCCCGUGAAGCCCAGCAAAACAUUCAUCCUUCCUUCCUCUGCCAGUCCAGAUGCCAGAUUUAUUACUUUACCCAACCCACGAACAGACGAACCGACGCGCUAUUUCUUUUGCCCCAAACUAGGCGUGUACGAGAUCACCGUUGUCACAACCCCUGCGCAGGAUCCGCGGAGUAUCCUCUAUUCUUUCACAUCCAGUUCCAGCAACAAUGGCAACAACGAGGGCGCAAUCGCCAAAUCAGCUAAACUCCUAGUUGCAACACCGAUAGAUGCCCUUUUCUUUAUGAUCCCGCUCCUCGCCCCUCCCUCGACCUCCGCUGCGAAUCAAGGCAAGAGACUCUUCCAACCGCUGGACGAUAUUAUCGACUCUCGAGACGACCUAUCCAAGCAUCUACGGGACAUUCUCUACAAUGAGACGUUCAGGGAGACGCUGCUCCGCCGUGUAGAUGCGGUCUGCGACUCCGUGGAAGCGGGCGACGAAAAAAUGUUCCGAUUUAGCGAGGCAAAGCUCCUUCGGGAAUUACUGAGCAAGGCAGAGCGCAUGUCCUCGCAGGGUCUCCCAUGUAGUUUGGAAGAGCGAUUCGUGAAGCAAGCUCUCGCUAUGCCGCUUAUGUCAGUUUCACGGAAUGACGCUAGCACGAACGGUGAAUCUUCUACUACUUCAGCAACCGUAGCAAAAGAUGAGGAAAAAGAAAGCGAAUCCCCAGAAGGCAAAGAUGUUAAAGAAACCCAGUCCACAAUAAUUGCCACUGCCACUGCUACUGCUUCAACAACAUCAGUAUCCACGCCUACGAGCGAUUCAACGUCAACGUCAACACCAACCUCAGUCACAGAGCAACUCCCCGAGCAACCAACAUGCCCGGACUCCAUAGUCCGCCUCCAGCGGAUCUCAACCGCCCUCACCUUCCUGAAAAACUCAUAUGCCUCUCCCGAGUUAAGCGCAAAACUCGACGCGAUGCUUGCUGCCCCGGAGACCCCUAUCAACUUUGAACCUCUGCACGCCCAUCUCAAAUACCUUGCUGGGUUGCGCGCGGAAGCGCUCGCGUCUCGAUCGCUAGGCGAUUUCAGCCUCAAGCGAACAGCAGAGGACGACGACGAUGUUGCGGAGUCCCGGGCUGAAAAGAAACGCCGUAAGGAGGAAGAAGAGAAGAAGAAGAAGGCCGGGGAGUCGCGUGGGGUAAGGGAGUUGAAAAAAGUCAAUACAACGGGGAUGAAGAAGAUGAGUGACUUUUUCGGAAAGGCGACUGUGGCUAAGAAGAAGUCUUAAGUCUAGUUAUGGCUAUGGGUAUGGCUAUGUUAUAUCGUCUACCUCUGCUUUGGACGGGUAAUAUACAAACACUCUCUGCGCAGAGAUGGGAUUUUGACACCUCCUACAUCAUAUGGCCUAAUAAGGAUUCCUAGAUCUCUAGGUCGGAAUCGAUGGGAGAAGUCCCAGUCAUUCAUUGCCUCUGUUAUCAAGCAAAGUUGACCACUCCUAAGCUACUAACUAGCUCGAGAGCAAAGAACCCCCCCCCCCCCCCCC
Aspergillus ochraceoroseus IBT 24754 is the source of this 1674-nucleotide messenger RNA. RefSeq lists its product as uncharacterized. Gene Ontology annotation, biological process: ribonucleotide metabolic process; RNA catabolic process. The coding region runs from base 100 to 1419 and encodes 439 amino acids. Gene Ontology annotation, cellular component: ribonuclease H2 complex; nucleoplasm. The record is from RefSeq and is a predicted model, not a curated record. The transcript has a single exon. NCBI's taxonomy places the organism in Eukaryota, Fungi, Ascomycota, Eurotiomycetes, Eurotiales, Aspergillaceae.